AUGUUAAAGGCAUCACCCCACGAAUCUGAGGUGGUGCAGAUUUCAGGUGGAGUAUUCGUAUACGGGAUGGGAGACUACGGAGAGGGGGUAUUCACACACAUCACCGGAGAAUGUGCAACGCUCGAAAGUGGAAGUCAGAGGGAACGGCGAAGAGCUUCUGGUUCGUCGCUUGUUGAGGAUCUGUGCUCCUUUAAUACGGACUGUCAACGAGGGAUGUUCUGUGAUGGAAGGACUUGCCAGUGCUUGUCUGAUUUCGUGUCAAUUGAAAUGCAUUGCUGGCCGAAAAUAAAUCCGGGAGAGUUCGGUUGCGUAAAUGUCAGACAGUGUGAAGCAGUAUGGCCUGACACUUCCUGUUCUUCUGCAGGAGUUUGCGAAUGCCCACUUGCUACAGUACCAAGCAGAACAAGGGAUGGAACCGUAUGUAUCUCUUCCUUGAUUCCGCCGUCGUGUCCUUUGCCUGAACCCCAUGAUGAGACUCCUAACCCUGGUACUGUGCUGGCUAAUCCCAGUUCUCAUCCUUUAAACUCCAAGAACUACAUGCCAAUUCUAUGCACAACAACGUCCACAGAGACACAAAAAUCGAAUGGAGGAGAUGGAUCGACGUGGUGUGUGUAUCCAGAUGGUGAUCGAGACAUCUUUAUUGCAGAUAUUUAUGACUGCAUAGCACAUCCACAGAUAAAAAGUGAGCUCUUUCCUGAAUACCACGCGUCGGUCGAUGGUAUUUGUUGCCCAAGCAGAGCAUUUGUGUGUGCUCAGCCCAUGGAAUCCGGCGAUGACCCACACGUUCCAAGAUGGUGGUUUAACGCAGCUACUGGCACAUGUACUCAAUUCAUGUGGGACCCCAACAAUGUUGAGGGAGUUUCGCCCAAUAAUUUUAGGACAGUAGAACACUGCGAAAGCUACUGCAGAGAUAGUUGUAAUCGCGGUGCUAUCGAGUUCGUCCAUUCCACCUCUGCAGUUUAUGAAGAAACUCCGAGGUCAGGUUGCUUAUCCUCGAGAUCGACUUGUAGCCAAAACAAUGAGUGCGUUCUUAUUGGAUCGUUACAAAUCUGUUGUCCUACCAGAGAGUAUAUCUGCAGCGCCAGCGGUGGUCGAGCGUAUUCUACAAAACAGGUGACGAACUUCGAUCAAGGUGUCAGUAUUGCUGGAAGUGGUCCUACGACGCGCUACUACUACGACGUCGACAAAGGAAGGUGUGUCAGUUUCGUCUACUAUGGGCUUGGUAACUUCAACAAUUUCAACACAAAACAAGAAUGUGAAGCUUUCUGUUCAAAACUUGUGUGUCCCAAUGGGACGCCGCUUCGCUUAGGAGAAGAAUGGCAGCGAUGCGAGACAUCACUCGAUUGUCCAUCAUCGCACUCUUGUAGCAGCACUCAUCGUGUGUGCUGUGCCUCUUCCCAGUUUAUCUGCACUCAACCGAAACGCGUAGGGGAGUGCACUUCAUCGAUACGUCGUUACUGGUACAGUACUACCUCCCGACAGUGCGAAAUGUUCUACUACACUGGAUGCCAAGGGAACGACAACAAUUUUAACUCACUAAUCCUCUGUCAGCAAACGUGCAAAGGAGUAACAGAAGAGCCCAAGUGUCAUCAUGGCCACGCUUAUCGUAACCGAGAAGGCCAAUUCCUCCACUGUUCACUGAAGAAGAAAUGUCCAUCAAAUUAUGUUUGCUCAUACGACGGCGCGAAUCACGGAUGCUGCCCAACCAAAGCGUACACCUGCUCGCUGGGCGCCGACAGAGGAGUGAAGUGCGGGAACGGCCGAUCUUUCCGCUACUACUUCAACGUUGCCACGCAAUCCUGUGAGACUUUCCAGUACGAAGGAUGUGAUGGAAAUAGCAACAACUUCCUAAGUGCUCGAGAUUGCCAACGAUAUUGUGGAGUGGGAGGAUGCCCGAACGGUGCCGAACCAUUAAAGGAGGGGAGGUCAAGCAGACAAGUUGACUGCACUACUUUGGAUAGCUGUCCGCCUACACACGAAUGCGUAGAAGUGCCCGUAAACGGCAAUGUUGUGCACAGAUGUUGUCCAACGAAAGUGUAUAUGUGCAGCCAAGCUCCACAACCAGGAAGCCAGUGCUCAACAGUCUCGACGACACGCUACUACUUUAAUCUUGUUACAAGACAGUGCGAAUCAUUCCAGUACAAUGGAUGCAGCGGAAACCAUAACAAUUUCGCGAACAAGGAGCAGUGCAUUAAUUUUUGUGCGAGUUCAGGAUGCGAUCCAGGUGAAAUCGUCCUUAAGGAGCCAGGAACGUUGCAUCCGCUCUACUGCACUAACAACACGAGAAACAGUUGUCCUGGCACAUCGCAAUGUCGGUUCAACGCUCUCGUAGCGUCGUCUGUUUGUUGCGGAUUUAAAACUGCUAAUGAGUGUCCCAAAGAUGAGCAACCUUAUAUGAAUCCACUUGAUGAGAGCGUUCGAGAAUGUGCCAUGAACGUUCCUGGCACAUGCCCUGCACAUUUCCUCUGUAGAUUCAACGGCAAGAAAAACAGAUACUACUGCUGCGCGCCUUCGGCUGAAAAUUUAUGCCCGGAGGGAAGAGCUUUGUACCGAUCAAAGAAAACAUCAUUACCUCUUCGAUGUUUCAUUAACUCUCCUAACGUGUGCUCAAAUGGUUUUUCGUGUCAGUCCAGGACUAAAGAAGUUACUCAGGGAUUUUGCUGUUCCAAAAAGAGUGUAUGCAGAGAUGAUGCAAAAUUUCUUCUUGACGAAAAGACGAAAAUGCCAAUGAUUUGCACGUCUGGAUCUUUCAGCUAUUGUCCCAUGGGAUACCGCUGUCAAAUGCUUAAGCUUCACUCAAGCACCGGAUUUUGUUGCAAAGUUAGCAGCGUCCAAAGGACAGAGGGCUGCCCUCCGGGUGAACAUGUGCUAACGAAGAUUGGGGAAAUAGUUGCCUGUGACCCUUUUAAUGGAAGUGAUGGGAGAUGUCCUCCUACGUAUUCAUGUCAAUAUGCGAUUCUUUUAGAACGAUAUCAGUGCUGCGGAGGACAAUCAUCCGUGGAAGAGGAAACGAUGAGAGAAGAAGGAUAUGGCUGUCCUCCCUCGCAAGUCGCAUUUCUCUUGAACAAUGAAAUAGUACUGUGCACAUCCUCAGAGAAUAAGUGUCCACUUGGAUAUUUUUGCCAAUUUUCUGCCAAAAACAAACGGUAUCAAUGCUGUGGGCAGAGAUCAGGCUGCCCCGGGAGUUCUAUGGCUUUCCUGGAUCUGCCCGGAGAAGCCAAAAGAUGUUUACAAGGGAUGAAGAUGUGCCCAACAGGAUACUCGUGUCAGAUGACUAAACGAGGGAACUUUUUAUGUUGCUCCGAUAUGGCGGUGAAGGACAGUUUUCGAAUUAAUGUCACAGUUACCUCGGAUGUGAGUACACUAACAAAAGCUCUGCCUAAGCAGACAUCAACUGUCUCUGCAGGACCUUUACAGGACAGGGAAACGCAGAACUAUUCGAGAAUUGUUUGCGAACCGAAUGCGCACCCAAUCAAUACAGAGUGUAGGUUGCGAGGUUCCGUCGGAGCAAUUUGCUUUGUGAAUUCACAGUGCUACAACGACACGAAGUGUGUGAACUCUGUUUGCACGCAUCAAGAUAGAACUAGACACCUGCACCAAGAAAAAAGGCUGAAUGAACAAGAAAAGGUGAACAACACAAGUAUAGGAACUGAGACGAUACGUGGACGUUGUAGUGAAAAUACGCAAUGUAACAGUGAGACCAUAUGUCGCUCGAGAUGUCGUUGUGUGGCCGGAACUAUUUAUUACAAAAACAGGUGCCUAGCAAACCUUUGCGGGGCACAAUGGGAACCAGUGACAGACACUGAUCAUGGCGUGAUAGAAUGCAUUGGUGGUGUUAUGUGUCCGCGCGGGUCAUCCUGUAAAUUCUCCACCACUAUCUCCUCAUAUCUAUGUUGUCGACCAAACCGAACAGCAGCAGUAAAUCAGUCAGGACUUCUCACACAGCCUAGAGUUGUUGGAACCAGAAAUGAAGUCACUAGCAAAGUGUCCAAAUGGACAGAAGCAAAUGUUGUUCCAUUCGCUGCAGCAACCCCUGAUUUGCGAUAUUACUCACCGCUGUCCGACUGGAUUUUUUUGUGUGGCCCGCAUGUGUUGUCCCUUUGCGGGGCUAGAACGAUCUCGCCUCGUUCCAUUCUCGCUCCCAGUGAGGAUCGAUAA
Molecule: messenger RNA, 4158 nt
Organism: Necator americanus (New World hookworm)
Lineage: Eukaryota; Metazoa; Nematoda; Chromadorea; Rhabditida; Ancylostomatidae
Exons: 30
Coding region: 1-4158 (1385 amino acids)
Molecular function (GO): serine-type endopeptidase inhibitor activity
Source: RefSeq, a predicted model, not a curated record